UGGUAACUUUUAAAUUCAAGUUUGACAUUGAAGUAUUAUUUAUUUUCAUGUCUUAAAAAAUCGGAAAAUAAAUUGUUAUAUAGCUUAUGACAAAAUGUUGUCUAAAUUUAAUAAUAUCAUUAGAACAACGUGCACAAAAGUUUCUCAUACUAAUUAUUCAUUGGUAAGCAAGUAUUCUCAAAAGUCACAAUCGGAGACCGAAGAAAAUAUAGACAGCGCGAAAAAAGCAGAAUCUAAAAGAUUAGCAGAAUUUAGGAAGAAAUUAAGAGAAACGACGCCAAUAAAAGACUUAGGCGAACAAGCAGAAAUGCAACCACCAAAAGAAAACCCUUUGCCAGCAUGGCCUAAUGAUACAAAUCCUCAUACUGGAGAAGUUGGUGGCCCGAGAGGUCCAGAGCCAACCAGAUAUGGGGACUGGGAAAGAAAGGGAAGAGUCUCAGAUUUUUAGAAAUUUUAUUCAAACUAACUUUAUUAUUUUAAAAGCUUCACAAUUAAAAUAAAUUAAGUUAAUUCAUAGAAUUUAGAUUAAAAACUAUAGAAAAUAUUGUUUUAAUAAAAAGUAAUGCAAUUUAUUGUCAUGAAUUUGAUUAAAGAGUAGGUGCUUAAAAAUAUAUGAAAUUUAUUGAAACUCUUCAUGCAACAUAGGAUGAAGAGUUACAAAUAAAAAAUAUUCUUCUUAAAAUAA
Nymphalis io (European peacock) is the source of this 685-nucleotide messenger RNA. RefSeq names its product succinate dehydrogenase assembly factor 4, mitochondrial-like. The record is from RefSeq and is a predicted model, not a curated record. Gene Ontology annotation, cellular component: mitochondrion. NCBI's taxonomy places the organism in Eukaryota, Metazoa, Arthropoda, Insecta, Lepidoptera, Nymphalidae. The transcript has 2 exons. Gene Ontology annotation, biological process: mitochondrial respiratory chain complex II assembly. Bases 95 to 448 code for a protein of 117 amino acids.